CAAGUGGUCAGUGGUCACAGCUCUGGAGCUUGGCACUUUCAGUAGGCAUUGCGCGAUCGACUGAUGCGCCAGCACGAUCUCGUCUAAAUUGCCACUCGGCUGUUAGUUCUCAGUUCUCCGUUCUCGGUUCUCACUUGUCGCGAUUCUUCUCUCUUGAUUCUCUCGGCAAUUCAAUGUUUCGCAAUUGCGUCGUGCUAAAAUUGCGUUUAAUUAAAGUAUAAAAAGAGAAUAAAGGCCAUAUUUGGAACUAUUCGUCUUUAUAUUCAUAUUCAUAUUCAUAUUCACAUUCAUAACGGUGUUAUGAGUCGCCACAGUCCGUUGAAACUAGCGCUGCCGUUGCCGCAGGUGCAUGCCGCCACCCCGCCCCCAAACAACCCCCAACGACGCGUUACAUUGGGAUUGGGGGUUAAUGAACAAACGGGACGAUUACAGUGGUGUCCCGGUAUAACAUGCUGUAAAUUAAUGUUGCUGCUUCCAGUGGUGAUGCUGCCAUUGACAUUGCUGCUGCUGCUGCUGCUGCGGCUGGAUGGAAUGUUGCAAGCUCUGCAGCUCAACGAGCAACGUGUGCGGAAUCAACAACAUCUGCAACAACAAUCGGCAGCUGCAUCCAUCACGGAGUUUAUGAAUGAUUACGAGUCACUGCUGCCGGAGAGUGACAACUACAAUGAGCUCAUCACCGACGAGUUCCUGCCCCACAUCGAGUCGAGGGCCAGAAGGUGUCUACCCUAUCGCUAUGGCAAUGGCGAGACUUUGGAUCUGGAGGAGCGCAGCAUAUUGAUGAAGGAUGCACGCACCUCAUUCCUGCCACAUGGCAACGGAGUGGUGUCCAUGCCACGCGAGUGCUUCGAUAAUGAUUUCAAUGUCCAAGAUGAUGUUGGCCAAGAAUUCGACUUCAGUCAGAAGAAGGCACAAAUACCCAAGCGAUAUCCGGAUACCCUACAAUAUUGGUCCGUGCGAGAGCGAAGAGAGGCGGAUUUGGCAGCACCAGAAUCUCCAUUGGUCGAGGCCGCACUGCCCUCCUUCUGGAACGAGCAGGGCACACGGGAUGACAUUCGUCUGGCUCAGGCCAAGACCAUGCAACGUUAUAUGAACACCCAAAUGGAUCCGUGUGUGGAUUUCUAUAAGUACGCCUGCGGCAACUGGGAGAAACUGCAUCCCAUACCCAAGGACAAGGCUGGCUUCGAUACCUUUGAAAUGCUGCGCGAGAGUCUGGAUCUAGUGCUGCGCAAUCUUCUCGAGAAGAACAUGCAGUUGCCCAGUGCCGAGACGCGUGUCCACAACACACUCUUCAAUCUGAACGAACAGCAGCCGGAGCCGGAUCAGGCAGCUGAACUGAAAGCUGAGCAACUGCGUCGACAUAUUGUGCGUCGAAGGCAUCUGCUGAAUCGCGUUCUCGUUCGCUAUAAGCGCUUCUCCAACGGCACCAAGAGGAAGCGACUCAUCGAGUCGGCACAUGAGAAAUCCCAGGAGGAGGAGGCAGCUGUAAUUGCCACCAACAUCAAUGAAAAGCAGAACGACAAGAUUAAGGAUAAGGAGCAGCUGCAGGUCACCACGAGUGAGUUCCUAAAACCCAAGCACGAUGCUCAGUUGAAGGCCAAGAAUCUCUACAAAUCCUGCGUGAACAGUGAGCUCCUGGCACGACGCGGUCUCGAGCCGCUGCAGACGCUUAUCCGUCAACUGGGAGGUUGGCCUGUACUUGACCCAGACUGGCGAAGCACUCACUUCAACUGGCAACAACUGGCGGCCACAUUGCGUCGCUACAACAACGAUAUACUCAUCGUUCAGUGGGUGGGUGCGGACAUAAAGAACUCGGAGGAGAACAUCAUACAGUUUGAUCAAACGGGACUCGGUCUGCCCACUCGGGAGUAUUUCCUGCAACAGAACAAUGCCAAGUAUCUUCACGCCUAUCAGCGCUACAUGUCCGAGGUGAUGCACAAGCUGGGCGCCAGCAAAGCGGAUGCAUUGCGAACCGCCUCCGAGCUGAUUGCCUUCGAGACGCGACUGGCGGCGAUCACGGCUCCAGCGGAACAAAGACUCAAUGUCACCAAGCUCUAUAAGAGAAUGACGCUACAGCAGCUGAAGGCGACAGUGCCGCAGAUUGGUUGGACAACGUAUCUGAGCACGUUGCAAGGACGCAAUGUGAAUGAUACGGAGCAGGUGGUGAUCUAUGCAGUGGAUUAUAUGAAGCAACUGGUGGCUCUACUCGCCGUUACAGAACCCCGCACUGUGGCCAACUACAUGAUGUGGCGAUUUGUGAGGCAUCGCAUUAACAAUUUGGAUGAUCGCUUUGAUGACAUCAAACAGAGUUUCUAUCACUCCCUGUUCGGAAGGGAAGAGAGUCCACAGCGCUGGAAGGUGUGCAUAGCCCAGGUGAAUACGAAUAUGGGUAUGGCAGUGGGUUCCAUGUUUGUGAGUCGCUAUUUCGAUGACAACAGCAAGCGGGAUACACUGAGGAUGACCCAUGAAUUGCAGCAGGCAUUCCGGGAAAUACUCAAGAAAACAGAUUGGUUGGAUCAGAGUACCAAACAGCUGGCUGAGGAGAAAGUUAAUGCCAUGUCACUGAAAAUUGGCUAUCCAGAUUUUAUACUCAACGCAGAGGAAUUGAAUGAAAAGUACGCUGGCAUUGAUAUCCAUCCGGAUAAGUACUUUGAGAAUACGUUAAAUGUGCUCCUCCACACGGCUAAAAUGGAGCAGGCCAAAUUGCAUGAGCGUGUGAACAAAACCAACUGGCAAACGGCACCUGCCAUUGUGAAUGCCUAUUACAGUCGCAAUAAGAACCAGAUCAUGUUCCCCGCGGGUAUCCUUCAGCCACCAUUCUAUCAUCGACACUUUCCCAAGUCAUUGAACUUUGGCGGCAUUGGUGUGGUCAUUGGCCACGAGCUGACCCACGGCUUUGACGACAAAGGACGCCUCUUUGACAGCAACGGCAACAUACACAAAUGGUGGACGGACGCCUCCAUUCAUGGCUUUGAUGAACGCGCUCGCUGCAUCAUUUCACAAUAUGGCAAUUACACGGUCGAGGAGGUGGGCAUAUCCCUUAACGGUGAAAGCACGCAAGGUGAAAACAUUGCAGACAAUGGCGGCCUGCGACAGGCAUUCCACGCCUACAUGCGCUGGGCGAACGCGAAUCCGCAAGAGGCCAAGGAGGACAUACUGCCGGGAAUGAAUAUGACCGGACCACAGUUGUUCUUCUUGAAUUUUGGACAGGUCUGGUGCGGUGCAAUGCGACCGGAAGCGGUGCGGAAUAAGCUCAAUACGGCCAUACAUAGUCCGGGUCGUUAUCGGGUUAUUGGAACGCUCUCCAACUCAUUUGACUUUGCCCGCGAAUUCAAAUGUGCAGUUGGCACGCCUAUGAAUCCUCAGAAGAAAUGCAGUGUCUGGUAGAAAGAACUACACGGCAUGGAUUACCUAAAUAUAUAGCCUAAGAGUAUUACAAACGAUGCAUUCCUAAAUACCAGUUUAUACACAAGUUAAAGACUAACACUAACUUUUACUUAGUUAAUUUCGGAACUUUAACCAGCAGCUUCAAAGUAUACUUGCCACUUGCAAUACAGGAUAUACUCAAAGACAAAUACAAAUAUAUAUACAUUUAUUGCGAUGUAAAAAACUGUGCCAAAAAUAAUUUGUAUACUUUCUAAUUUUAUAUAUUUCAUAGCAUAAUUAACUAUUUAUAUUUUGAACUUGUAUUAAUUUAGUUGAAACUAGCUAUGUUUUGUGAUAAUUUUAAUUAAAUCAAAACAACAAAUUUCAAAACAUUUACAAACGAA
Drosophila innubila is the source of this 3767-nucleotide messenger RNA. RefSeq names its product neprilysin-4 (gene Nep4). Gene Ontology annotation, molecular function: metalloendopeptidase activity. The transcript is spliced from 4 exons. The record is from RefSeq and is a predicted model, not a curated record. Gene Ontology annotation, biological process: protein processing. NCBI's taxonomy places the organism in Eukaryota, Metazoa, Arthropoda, Insecta, Diptera, Drosophilidae. Gene Ontology annotation, cellular component: plasma membrane. The coding region runs from base 301 to 3384 and encodes 1027 amino acids.